Molecule: messenger RNA, 11359 nt
Organism: Phalacrocorax carbo (great cormorant)
Lineage: Eukaryota; Metazoa; Chordata; Aves; Suliformes; Phalacrocoracidae
Source: RefSeq, a predicted model, not a curated record
CGCCUACCCAGGUGCGCGCCGGCGGUGGCACAGAGCGGGCGGCGGGGACCGGAGCCGUUCCCCCCUUUCCCAGAGGAGGACGGGAUCCAUCCCUCGGUCCGUCCGUCCUUCCCUCCCUCCUUCCCUCCCUCCCGCGGCUCGGCGCGGUGGAAACCCGGCAGCAGCAGCGGAUGUGCCGCCCCCCGCGCAGCCGCCGCCGCUGCGGGCAGCACCGGCGGUGCGCCGGCUGAGACCCCCGACCGCCGGAACAUCUCCAGGCACUGAUUUGCAGAAGAUUCUGGAACACAGGGGGUCAGCUGAGAGUCUUCAGAUCAUUUCUUGUCCUCUCUAAACUCAGAAAAUCAUCUUUCACCUUCUGGAUGUCCAAGCCUUUCACCUUAAACUUUAAGCUUUACGUUUUCUGCCUGAUAACAAAUUACCCUCUCAAUCUGUUGUUAUUUUAAGGGGCCGGGGAGCUGAACUCACUAGCUGGCCGGCAUGGCGAAGGUUAGAGUUGUUUUAACUGUUUGCCAUUUGGUGCUAGAAUUGUUAAUGAAUUCAUUAACGGAGUCUUCCAUACAGAGUAACGAAUGUCCACAGCUUUGUGUAUGCGAAAUCAGGCCAUGGUUUACGCCACAGUCAACAUACAGGGAAGCCACAACAGUUGACUGCAAUGACCUUCGAUUAACAAAAAUCCCCAGCAAUCUUUCCAGUGACACUCAAGUCCUUCUGUUACAAAGCAACAACAUUGCAAAGACCACAGAUGAACUCCAACAGCUGUUUAAUUUAACAGAAUUGGAUUUUUCACAAAACAACUUCACAAGUAUCAAAGACGUGGGCCUCUCAAAUCUCACUCAACUUACUACUUUGCACCUGGAGGAAAACCAGAUAACAGAGAUGACUGACUACUGCUUGCAAGACCUUUGCAAUCUUCAGGAGCUAUAUAUAAAUCACAACCAGAUCAGCAGCAUUUCUGCAAAUGCAUUCUCUGGCCUGAAGAAUCUUUUGAGAUUACAUCUCAACUCCAACAAAUUAAAGGUUAUUGACAGCCGUUGGUUUGAUUCCACUCCUAACUUAGAGAUUCUCAUGAUUGGAGAAAAUCCAGUGAUUGGAAUACUAGAUAUGAAUUUCAAGCCACUCUCAAAUUUAAGGAGUCUAGUUUUGGCAGGUAUGUAUCUCACGGACAUUCCUGGCAAUGCCCUGGUAGGCUUGGACAGCCUUGAAAGUCUUUCCUUCUAUGACAACAAAUUGGUAAAAGUUCCUCAGCUUGCACUUGAGAAAGUUCCAAAUCUAAAAUUCCUGGAUCUCAACAAAAAUCCGAUUCAUAAAAUUCAAGAAGGUGAUUUUAAAAACAUGCUCAGAUUGAAAGAGCUUGGGAUCAAUAAUAUGGGAGAACUCGUCUCUGUUGAUAGGUAUGCGCUGGACAACCUGCCUGAACUUACAAAGCUUGAAGCCACCAACAAUCCAAAGCUGUCUUACAUACACCGUUUGGCAUUUCGCAACGUUCCUGCCCUGGAGAGCUUGAUGCUGAACAACAAUGCCUUGAAUGCAGUCUACCAAAAGACGGUGGAAUCCCUUCCAAACCUGCGGGAGAUCAGUAUCCACAGUAACCCGCUCAGGUGCGACUGCGUCAUUCACUGGAUCAACUCAAACAAAACCAACAUCCGUUUCAUGGAACCUCUGUCCAUGUUCUGCGCUAUGCCUCCAGAAUACAGAGGGCAGCAGGUGAAGGAGGUGUUGAUACAGGAUUCAAACGAACAAUGUCUUCCAAUGAUCUCUCAUGAGACCUUUCCAAAUCACUUGAACUUGGACAUCGGCAUGACAGUGUUUUUAGAUUGUCGGGCCAUGGCAGAACCUGAGCCAGAAAUUUACUGGGUCACUCCUCUGGGCAAUAAAGUAACUGUAGAAAGUCUCUCUGACAAGUACAAGCUGAGUAGCGAAGGCACCUUGGAAAUCUCUAACAUCCAGGUUGAAGACUCCGGGAGGUACACCUGCGUUGCUCAGAACAUAGAAGGGGCUGACACGAGGGUUGCUACCAUCCGGGUGAACGGAACGCUUUUGGAUGGUACCCAGGUUCUGAAAAUCUACGUUAAGCAAGCCGAAUCGCAUUCAAUCUUAGUUUCUUGGAAAGUUAAUUCCAACGUCAUGACUUCCAAUUUAAAAUGGUCAUCGGCCACUAUGAAGAUCGACAACCCCCACAUUACGUACACUGCUCGGGUCCCGGUUGACGUACAUGAAUAUAACCUCACGCAUUUACAACCGUCUACAGAUUAUGAAGUGUGUCUAACGGUGUCAAAUAUCCAUCAGCAAACACAGAAGUCCUGUGUUAAUGUUACAACAAAAAAUGCCGCUUUUGCGCUAGAUAUUUCAGACCAAGAAACCAGCACUGCCCUCGCAGCAGUAAUGGGAUCCAUGUUUGCUGUCAUUAGCCUCGCCUCCAUUUCUGUUUAUAUUGCAAAAAGAUUUAAGAGAAAAAACUACCACCACUCAUUGAAAAAAUAUAUGCAAAAGACCUCGUCGAUCCCACUGAAUGAGCUCUACCCUCCACUUAUUAAUCUCUGGGAAGGUGACAGUGAAAAAGACAAGGACGGUUCUGCGGAGACCAAGCCAACCCAAGUCGACACAUCCAGAAGCUAUUACAUGUGGUAACUCAGAGGAUAUUUUGCUUCUGGUAGUAAGGAGCACAAAGACUUUUUUGCUUUAUUCUGCAAAAAUGAGAAGUUGAAGACUUUUGUAUUUUUGACUUUGCUAGUUUGUGGCAGAGCGGUGAGGACAGGUGGAUAUUUCAGAAUUUUUUAGUAUAGCGUAUCGCAAUUGUUUGACACAAAUGGCAGCUUCACCUAGCUUCCAAUACCUUCUUUUUUUAUUUCCUUCUUUUUUUUUAGUUAUUGUGCUAAACUUAAUGCUGUUCUAACUACAGUGCUGAAAACAAUUAAUGAGAGGCUGGGGUUAGCCUGUGAUUCAACAGUAGCACGACCCCGUUCUUCUGAAGCCAUCCGUAGAGUACAGUAUCUCGCAAAGCUAACAUACAGUUUUGAAACUGCAUUGAACUAGGUUUGUAACGCUGGUCUAAGGACUCGUACACUGAGAAAAGGAGACCUUGAAUGACGGUAGUUGACUGUACUGUAAUGUUGUAUCAACUGAUUUGAAUGUUUUUGACUUGGAACAAUGAGUUUUCUUUUUUCUUUUUAUUUUUGUAGUAGUUGAGAAGGCUUAGGUAAAGCUAACAGGCAAUAGAAAUAUGUACAUCCAAUUUUUUAAUGUAACAGACUAAAUGUUAAUUGUUCUCUUAUUCUUAUAUUCUUAUAUUUAGUAGACACUUUUGAAGAAUACUAGAGUUUUGUUGUGUUUAAAUCACCAACACGUGGUGAUUUAGUUUUGUUCUGAUUUUUUAUUUUAGAAGUCACAAUAAUGUAUUGGGUUUAGAUGUCACUAGUUUGACUGGUGAUCAUGUUUUGACAUAAAAUAUAUCCAAAAUGUUAUAUAAAAAUGCUGUGUUUUUUUUCCUCGAUGGAAUUAUGUUUCAACAAAGUUCCAAUUUUUUUCAGUGCAUUUAUUUUAAUAGUGUUUCCUCUGCACUAGAUGCAAAAUAUUGAAAAUAAUUUAAUCAGAAAAAUGUAUGGGUACGGCUUUUGGACUGUGAGUCACAUGCAGAAUCAAAACUGUUUGGCAUAAGGUACACAGCAAAAACAAUUCACCGAGUGUGUAACAGAACAUCUUCCUUUUUCUAUACUUUUCUGUUUAUAUGUUGAGCUAAGAUACAAAUGAAGCUGACAUUUAGCUGUCAUUGUGAUCAGUUAGGACAAAAAAAAAGGCAACUCAGUGCUACCAAACUGAAAUGAAACAGUUGAAUCCUGGCAUAUACUUAAAAAAAAAAAAGAAGGUGAAUUGGAUGAAUGUUCCUUCAAAAGCAGAAAUUAAGAUAGCUAAAACUAACAAGACAGUAAUACGUUCGGGUCCAGUACUGAACUGUAUUUUUUACAGGCUUAAAAUUAACCAGUACUCUUAAGUAUUUUACUGAAUUACUAUGUUAGAAGUGCAAAAAUUCAGAAAGCAAUGAUGUUUCUCUGUGUGCACUGGGUAUAAUAUAAACGCAUAAUUUGCAGUUGAACCUACAGAAGCUUUGUACGUUGUCUUUUCUGAAUCCAUGGAUGUUCUCCGCAGGGACUGCACACGAGUCACAAGCAGGGUGGGUUUCUGGUGAAGUACGUGGUUACAGUGAUAAUCGAUACCUAAUCAGCAAGCACAGAAUUUUCUACACUUUAUGACCACUACCAGUGUGCAACUUUUUACGUGUUUUUACAUACCAAAUACGUUCUUGGUAAGUAAAAGAUCAUUGUUAAAAUAAUGGAUGUGCCUGGGUUUUGAGGUUGCUUGAAGUUUUUUAACUCACUAGCUUCUCAAAUAUAUCAAAGACCCCUCCCAAAAGUUACAAAUAGCUUCAAACUUCUUUUCAAACUUCAGCCAGCUGUCUAAAAUGAAAAAGUUAUCAGCGUAGUUUCACGAAUAAGCUGCUUUGGUGCAAAAACUUCAGGAUGUCUCUUGGAUACAUGCCUUGUUGAUCUUGCAUUUCAACGUAAAGCUGAGUGAAGCUAUUAAUUAUGCAUUUAAAUCAAGUACUUAUGCUGCUAUACACAAUCUUUUGUAUGUUCAUGAGAUCUCAUACAUUUUUAAUCAUGUGACAGAUGUUGGGAUUAUGUGAGUGGCUUUUGAUCAUGGAGAAGUGGCAUGGUGGAAACAUCUAUUCGUCACCUGCUCCUGUAUUUGUUUCUAAUGUUAAUGGAAAAUUUCCUCUUGCCUUCUUCUCCAGAAGAGCUUCAGAGCAAUAAUUAUCAUCUUGUCUAUACACUAUUCUAACCUUAAAACUGCCUCUAUUAUUAUAGCAGGCAUGAUGAAUUAAAACAGAUCUUUUUCACAGUGAAGAUUCACUCUACUUUCUCCAGAGAAAAGGACACAGUAAGGACAACCUUGACAGCGAAAUUAUGGCUUCCAACUUGCAUGACAUCAUAAAAUUCUCUUUAGAAGAUAAUUAACUGAACACACAUCAGACAGUGCAGAGCAAGCCCCUUCCUCCAUCGUCGUCUUAGCUUCCAGCACCUCAACGGCUAUACCGUAAAUAGUAACCAAGGUCACCCAAAGCCCGCGGUGCUCCACCCGAGCCUCCUAGGGAACCUGUGGAAGAACACGGCACUUGGGGGCCAAGGUGUUGGUUCCUCAGUCACUGUAAGCUAACCUAAGCAUGGGGCUGCCCCCCAAAACGGCGAUCAUGCUCUUCCUCCUCCCCGUCCCCACCUCCCAUCCUCGAUUACAUGCAACUUUGAGAUCUGCUUGCCUUCUGAACACGCGCCUAUCGACCUGCUGGUCCCUGCUGGUGGAGGCAGAUCACACCGAGAACUUCGCUCUCUGUGUGUGUGUGGCCGGAUUUGCUCUCACCUGGCUAUCUUCUGCAGUUCGGGCAGUUUCAGAAACCAGCGACGGGCAGAAAGGAAGGCAGCAGGGACACGUGGCCACGGAGCUGCGCUCACCAGUUUGAUCAGCAGUUGCCAACAGCAGCUGGGGGGGGCACGGGAAGUAAAGCGAUGUUUAACAUGUUCCUUUCCACUGGGGAAAUAACGGGCCUUUUGUUCCCUGCAGACCUAUUUGGCAGUUUUAUGUCAUUUGUUAUCUUUUUAGAGCAAUGCUGUUGAAGAACAGCAGGAGAAAAUGGCCUCAAGACAGCCAUACACUUCUCCGGAUGUGCUGACCUGCAGUAUUUCAGGGUAGCUGAUGUUCCUGGGACUCCAGGAGAGAGAUACAGGUUACCUGAGAGCAGCUGAGCAGCAAGAAGCACCUAGUUAAUGCAGUAUAUUCUCCACACACAAAUACUGAUAAGCAUUUUCAGCCUUGUAAUUUGACCCCUUAGAAUUCUGUACAGAUCCCCCGGAAAUUUAAAAUUUUGCUAAUAAAAAAAGUGGGGAAGAGAUUAAUCACAUGUGGCAUAUAAUCUUAGUAAAUAACCUUCAACCUCGUGCUAGCAAUUUUGUGCUCGCAGUUAUUGUGAGCAAAAAUAAAAAUACUCUGCCUAAUUGCCUUCAAAAUGUAUUUGCAUCUACUGUUCGCUGCAAACAGAAAAACAUCCCCAGUUUGCUCAGAAUCAGAGAUUAAGCCUGGCCACUUUAAAAACAGUAUGGGGAAAAAACCAUUGUUAUCUGUCAUUUGGCUAACAGUUUAGAAAUGCUGUGUAAGAGUACAUAUUUCAUACCCAACUAAACUUCUGCAGUGUUACUUCCACUUGGUUGCCCAAUAAUAAAAUAAUUCAGUCCCCUGAAGAGUAAAUAGCUCACUCAAGUGUGGUAUGCAGUAUUCCAGCUAAAUCCACUUUUCAUUUCCUCACCUACAUCGUAAUAUCCUAUUGGAUUGAGAGGGGAUAUUUUCACCCAACCUACGAGCCAAGACUCAUCCCGGACGUGGUCUUGGAAUGAAGUGCACAAAUAGACCGAUGCUUUCACAGGGCUACGAUCUGCCCUCCAGCCCCGCCUCAUGAAUACGUACUCAGUUAGUUAUUAGAAGGUCACGAAGAGGAAAGGCCAACAGUUUGGACCACUGCUUUCAUAAAUGGGUUAAAACUGGAAAUAGGUCAGCAAAUCUGAGAUCCAGCGAGAAGCGCAUAAACUUGCCCUAGUGCCCCGACACGCUGGGACGUAAAUGAUAAAAGGAGCAUCUUUCUGAGUUCGAAUUAGGCAACUCUUCUGCUCUGUGCUGGCAACCUUGAAAACAGGACUGAGGACAAGCCACUGCAGUGGAAUUCCUGAAAUUAAGUGGCAUAAACAGCUGGGGGCUGCUUCUGCAAUAUCUCCACCACAGCUGAUGCACCCUGUAUGGGAACAGGACGAUUCACUUGGGGCAUCAUCUCACCACCCUGCAAAGCAUCGUGAUGGACACGUGGACAGCAGGCGAGUCGUGGCGGAAAAGCACACAGGCCUAUGGGACUGGUGCCGGACAGAGCUGUUUCACCAUCGCCCCAACACGCUGGGCGUAGCUGUUUGUUACACUGUGAUCCCGUUCCACGACCCACCACCGAAAUCAACGCCAUAAAUUUCUGCUGCAACUGGAAUUUGCCUUCUCACGCUCACCGUGAUUACAGCACGAGUGCUGCAGCCCCAGCACCCACAGCUACGGGAACCCCCAGGCUGAAGGGCAAGGUGAACGUGCUACCAUCGAACUUCUUUCUUCAGGAAAACCCAGAGUGCCUGAGCUGGACACAUCAAAUGCUGUUACACAUAGCCCUUGUUAAAAUACCGGCACUGUAUCCCUGCAAAAAAAGGUACCACCACUACCGAGCCCCCUAGAUAACGUUUCUUUGCAGCGUCAGACAGAAGUGAAUGUUUUGUGUUUCCCCUGAACCAUCAACCUGUUAAUCUCUUCCUUUUCUGCUCUUUCAGCUAUUGCAAUUUUUUACAUUUGAGAACUCGUAUCCACCCACUCUCUCGUACGUUUGCUCUGUGUAGUCAGUCUUUCUGGGGUCUCAUCCUGCCCCACAGCCUUCUGCCGUUCAAGGGCAACUCCUUUACAGCCUUGGUCAUCACAAGGUCUCAAGAGAUUACACUAAAGGAGUUUUGAUUUGUAUUUAACUUUGCAGUUACCUGUUUUCUCCGCCAACCCCUCUCCCUUCACCUAAUUCUCACCCUGUUUUUCUUUCAGCCGUUUCCAUUUUGAGACCUCAAUUGCUGUUGACUGUCAGUAAGAGUCAGAUCAAGGAUGCGAAUCCGGCAGGCAGCGGCUCGGUGCUACCCUGCCGCUAAUGCACAGAUCGUACGCUUCCACUUAGCCAAGCCCUAAAUGUCUUCCCACGUCUCCCUGCUCCAGUUCUCUAUCCGCCCUCAUCCGUGAGCACAUUCUGACCCUCUGUUAUGUUUUCUACCGGUAUGAAAGCAACAAAAGACUUAAUUUUUCUUCCUAGUAAGCUACAGGAGAUUUACCAUAAAAUUUGUACUAUUGUAUAUUUAUGUCAAGUAGACCAAAGGAAUGCUGAAUCAUAAUAAAAGACUCGUAACAGAUUUUGAAAUACAUGAAAAUAAAUACUUUGGAAAAGCUGGAACUGAUCAUUAAGUACAAUUUUCAAAAACAACUACAUGACUUAAGAGCUUACAUCUCAUUAUCUGCAGUGGUAUGUUAGAUGGAAAAUCAGGUAAAUUAGAUUUUUCUUGAGUGCAUCUGGAAGUAUUAACUUUCCUUAAACUCUGGGCAGCUAUGAAACAUCUGUGGAAUUUCAUCAUAGGGAUUUUUUUCAAAAAUCACUUGAAACCAUGAUUUUGAUCUCAGUUAUGGGGGUGGGGGGCAUGGGAUUUAAAUCCUGUCAUCCUCAGUGGAGUAACUGAUUUGCAGUGAUCUAAAUAAGGUCUGCCUCUUUAAAAACUGCAGUUCCAGGUUUCUGCUCACAACUGGAGUGAAAGUUCUUGGCAGAAUCUGUAAACAGUAGCUUUUCCUACUGCAGCCUAUUCUGCUGGACUUGAUUCCAAUCAAGAAUUAAUGUAUCAGAAAAGCUCAGGGUAGGGAAUGCAGGAGAAAGAUCACUGGAGUAGUGGCUACUUGGAGCUUUGAACAAGAUUUCAUGUGAACAACCCCAGACUGCAGUGUCUAAGGACUACGUGCAACCUAAUAAUGUAGGUCAUUUGCAAACCCAUUGCUCUAAAACAUGAACAAGAGAAGGUGUUCAUAACUAAUUUUUUUUAGUUUCAGGUAUGAAAUUACCCUUUUAUCCUUCAUAUUCCAUUUGAAGAGUUCUCUAUAUUAAUAAUAAUUUUUAAAAAAGGAUUCUACAUACUAUACUCAGUUACAUGUUUGUCUUUCACUGCAAAUGAAAGCACACCCAGAGAAUAGAGAAGAUACAGCCAGCUGCUGCAGCCUGGAAUGAAUGCUCUCAGCGAGACUAGGAAGAAAAAACCCCGCUCCAUGCGUUUGAGGUUUAAAUGUCGACACAUCAUUCACACGGUUACAUAUUGAGGCUGCCUGCCAUGCACCUCUAGAAGUCACGGUUCAUAACCAGUAGCACCCUUUUGCUAAAAAAUAAACACAUUGUCACCUAUUUCUGUCAAAAGGUACAGGAGCUUUUGUUGGGUUGGCUCUUAGAGACCCGUGCCGUGCCCAGAUGCCAAAUACUCUGGUAACCGCUAAAAAUCACAGUGGCUUAAAAUGAAGCAGUUGUGCCAAGCGGUGCCUUAACUCUGAGCAUUCCCAGGGGAGGAAACAGCCCUUGCUCCUAGCAGAGCAACAUCAACAUCCUCAGCCUUCGCCUUUGUUGUCGUAUCACCAAAACAGAAGAAUUACCCAAUUUCCUCUGAAUUAGAUCAGGAGCGGACUAAUAGAGCCAGACAGUCCCCAGUGAACGGGGCUGGAUGCAGCCACGCUGCUAACAGCAACGGCCGCACGGCAUCUCGCUCCGCAUACGACACGACAGCGAGUGGCGGGGUGGCUCUGGUCACCUGUGUCCUUGGUGUGGCAUCCCCUUGGCCUUCAACAAACCUGGAUGUACCUGCUGCAUCCACACGCCGGCACAGUCCUUAGCUGACAUUUUCCAGAGGACAGGCGCUCCAUCCCCACGCUGGGGAGCUCCAGUUCACUUCAGGAGUCAACUGCUGGAUAUUUUGUUCUCUCCUUGCCGCUCCGCAGAGCUCUCCAGUGCCUCAUUUGCAGCAAAACCUCCCUCAGGGGGCUGGUGCUCUUCAGUGUACACUAUUAAAACACUCUACAAACACGCAACUGAAUUCAGCUUCAAUUGCAGGAAAAGGAGAACUAUGUAAGUAGAUUAAGGCCAAGACGUUUGGGUGCCUAAUUUCAUUUCUCUGGGCCCUGAGUUUCCCAUAGUAUUUUACGUUCAAACACAGCUGCCGUGACACCUCUAUGUAACUGAUGAGGUGGAUAUAAUUCAUAUUGCUCAUAAAUAAAGGCCAAGUUGACCCGUGUGAAAAAGUUGUGAUGCAAUGCUGUAACGGGAUGAUCGCACACAGGACGCGUGCCUGAGCAAACGGGAGGGGUGACGCUCGCACAGCCUGCCACUAGCGCUUUCUUCCAGUGCAACUUUGAUAAUUUAAUACUUUGCCUUUUUUCUUUGAUUUCUGUGUACUACGUGGUUUCUAUAUAAUACACACACAACGGCUUAUAAAGAGUUGCAAAGCGGACUUCCCGUCUGUCUCAGUCCUGACAGGAACCACAGCAGAACUGAGACACCCACGCGCGGAUGAAGGCUGAUGCAGUACCCGCUAACACCAGCCAAGCACUGAAGAGAGAUGGGGUCAGGAGGUUUCACAGACAAAAAUGACAGAAAACCAGCAACACACAGCAAUGGGGGUUUCUAGACUUCACAAGUAUGCUUUAGGGACCACUUUUAUGUACUCUCCCACCCUGGCCACAGUCCACUCCUGCCCUUUCUGAGCCUCUCCUUCUCUCCUAACACUCCAAGUCACAGCCCACCACACCCAGCAGCCAGGUCCAGUCUCCUGACCCAGCCUGUCGCUUUCCGCCCAAGUCUUCCCAGACCACCAUUCUCAUUUUCCACUUCUCCAUCCUCCCUCCUGUAAGCUAGACGCUUUCUAGGAUGAUCCAUAGCAACAGAAGUAUUUCUCUUGCUUAAAUGAGGGUGGGAGGGGAAUACUGCCCACCUUACCCUGGUGAUGAGCUAGCCAGAAGGAUGCAGCUCCUGCACCACAAGCGAUAAGCCUGCAAGUCUGGGAGUAAGCUGAAGAUUAAGUUCACAAAAUGUGGACACAACAUUUAACAGGCCAUAAACGGACUAACAAGAUGCUCCUGAUCUCUAGGAAGAAAACGUCUCGAGAAAUCUGCCUCAAUUGCUAGAAGGAUACUCUAGCUAUUCCCAGUAGGUUUGCUAAGGGGAGCACUUCUGUUCAAGAAGCUGGUCCUAAACCAAAACAGCAUCUACAGCAACACCUUGGUACAUCAUCGGCAUUUGUGACACACAGAUGUAAUUGAUUUUGAUAACCACAUUCAUUCACAUGCAUCAUUGACAACCACAAUAGUAACGAUUGAUAACACACAUGUAACACGUUGGGUUGUAACUACUUUAUGAAGCCCUUUAGGAUUUAUGAGGAUAUCUCUGCGUGUGUAGGCAAGGAUCCGUUCUGGUGGAAAUAAGCAGAAACUAAAAAAAUGUACGGAAGUGGCAACACGGAUAUCCUCCUCCAUGUAGUCACUGGCAGGAAAAACACAAAGCAAGUGGGGGCACACCUCCACCUCCCCUCUGCCUUACCUGUUUCUAUCUCCCCAGAAUGGACUAUGUACACACCGAUGAUCAGCACUGAUUUUAUUGCUUCUCUCUUGCUGAAACAGAAACGUGGUUGUUUUGACAUGGCUUUGUAGAAAAAGGCAUUAAUAAAUUUAUUACUGA